UGAUACUGCGAACUUUUUUAUUUUUGUGGUGGGGUCAGUCAGCAAAAGGUUUUUCCUCAUAUUUUUUGACAUGUUAUCGGCAAACAGCGACAAGUUCAACAGUUUAUUCGUUACUUUAUUUUUCUGAAAUUCCAGACAACUUUUUGUUACUGUUAUUUCUAUAAGUGUGUGCAUUUAAACUGAUUUCAUCACAUCUACUACUACUACUACAACGAUUGAAUUCAUUGCUUUUGAAGCGAAGCUUCAAAAAUGUCUCUUUGGGCCAAAUCCCAGCAGCUUCAAGGUGAUGCUCUGCGACAGGUGCAGGCUGUUUAUGGUGAACAUUUUCCCAUAGAAGUCAGACAUUGUUUAGCACCGUGGAUUGAAAGCAAAAUUAUGAGUGAUGUUGACCCAGACAAUCCUCAACAUGAACAGUAUGCUGCGUCUGUUGUGGGUUCCCUGAUCCAAGAACUUGAGUCCAAGGCCCAGAUAUUAACCACAGAAGAGUUUUUUCUAACAAAAAUCAAGCUUCAAGGUGCUGCUGAGAUGUUUCGACAACGGUACAACCAAAAUCCCCUUGCCCUGCUGAGGAUCAUUCGACAUUGUUUGGGCACUGAACUUAAACUUGUCCAACAAGCUGAAAAUAUGAGCCUGGGGAUGAGCUGCAACCCAUCUGCAUUACUUCCUGAUGCAUCAGGGGAAAUUCUUCAGCAAUUGGAAAUUCUUAGACAGCGCACACAAGAGACAAGCGAAGAUCUCAGGCGAAUGGAGCAGGAACAGGAAGCUUUUGCGCUAGAGUACCAUGAACUGACAAAGAUCCAGGCUAAUUUGACUCACUUACAGAAUCAGGCCCCAUCGCAACAGAAAAAUGAUUUUGAGAAGCAGUUGCGCAUCAAGAAGGAUAUGAGUGAACACAAACUCAACGUCAAGGUGUUGGCCGAGUUGCUUCAAAUGCGGAUGGCACUGGCCGAUAAACACAAAGAAACCCUGAUGUUGAUUGAAAAUUUGCAAGCCCGAGUUUUGGAUGAUGAGCUAAUCCGCUGGAAGCGAGAACAGCAAUUAGCUGGCAACGGAGUACCCUUCCAUAGCAACCUCGACUCUAUUCAGGAAUGGUGUGAAGGUUUGGCGGAGAUCAUCUGGUUGAACAGGCAGCAGAUCAAGGAGGCGGAACGUCUCCGAAAUAAAUUCCCAAUUAUGCAAGCAAAUAAUACAGACCACGUUCCUGCGCUCAACACGCAGAUCACGCAGCUGCUAUCCUCGUUGGUGACUAGCACCUUCAUUAUUGAACGUCAACCCCCACAGGUGAUGAAAACAAACACUCGUUUUACGGCCAUGGUGCGAUUGUUGGUCGGUGGUAAGCUGAAUGUGCACAUGACACCUCCACAGGUAACGGUGUCUAUAAUCAGCGAACAACAGGCCAAUACCCUAUUAAAGAACGACAAAAUGGCGAAAGGAGAGGCUUCGGGAGAGAUUCUCAAUAACACUGGCACGAUGGAAUACCAGAAAGCCUCUCGACAACUGUCAGUGUCGUUCAGGAACAUGCAACUUAGGAAAAUAAAGCGCGCUGAAAAGAAAGGCACAGAGUCGGUGAUGGACGAAAAGUUCUCUCUACUUUUCCAGUCCAAGUUUUCUGUAGGUGGGGGAGAAUUGGUGUUCCAGGUCUGGACUUUGUCGCUUCCCGUCGUAGUUAUCGUGCAUGGUAACCAAGAGCCUCAUGCCUGGGCGACAGUUACCUGGGACAAUGCAUUCGCAGAGCCCGGGCGCACGCCAUUCGUCGUUCCAGAAAAAGUGCCGUGGGGUCAGGUUGCCGAGACGCUCUCUACCAAAUUUCGAUCGGCUACUGGUCGUGCUUUGACGGAAAGCAACCAGCGAUUUCUUGCCUCGAAGGCUUUCCGCAAUCCCAACCUGCAGUUGCCAUUGGUUGGUCCGGAAGCAGCCAACUUAAUGCUCACUUGGUCUCAGUUCUGCAAAGAGCCACUGCCCGAACGCAACUUUACCUUCUGGGAGUGGUUCUACGCUCUGAUGAAGCUCACUCGGGAGCACCUUCGUGCUCCCUGGAUGGAUAAUACUAUCGUUGGUUUUAUCGGUCGAAAGCAAACGGAAGACUUGUUAAAACAAUGUCUCCGAGGCACGUUCAUGCUCCGCUUCUCUGAUUCCGAGCUGGGGGGCGUUACUAUCGCAUGGGUUGGAGAUAACAGUGAAGUUUUUAUGCUACAACCGUUUACGAGUAAGGAUUUUGCCAUCCGCACACUGGCCGAUCGUGUUUCUGACUUGAAGCACCUUAUUUAUCUCUACCCUGACAUACCGAAGGAUCAGGCAUUUGGCAAAUAUUACACGCCAUUUACAGACAGCCAAACGCCCACCAACGGCUACGUUAAGCCACUACUUGUUACUCACGUACCUGGCUGGAGCAGUGGUGGAGGUAAUAUGGAAUCGGGUAGUUACCCGCCAACGCCACAAGGGUUCUAUAACCCACAGUCACCAGAAGCGAGCAUGGGCCGCGACACACCAUCCGUUCACAGCGCGACCUCCGAGACGGUCAACAGCAGCUUCUAUCCGUCGACCCAGACUGGCCAGCCGAACGAGAUUUCAGACUCGUUUCAAGACUUCAUGUCACAAGUGGAGGAGUUAGACAAUCUGGAGGAAUUUCAAAUGGACCUCAACACGAUGGGAGUAAUCCCAGCCGGCAUGACCCACUUCAAGAGCUAAAUCAAAUUGACCCCCAUCCCCCCAAACCAUCCGACCCCCCUUGUCUCCCUGAAAUGGAAAACGCAAAAAAAAAUUCUCUACCAAAGGAUAAUAGGAGCAAACACACACGAAAGUCGUCUGCCACACCAAAGUUCAAAUGAGGAAAAUAAGAAUGGAAAAAAAACCAAUUGAAAGAAGUUCGUGGAAACCGGUCGGAUUUAAAAGAGGUAGGUAAAAGUGUCACAACACUUUUUUUUUUUUUUUGAUUUAAUUUUGAACAAGGGAAAUGAAUUUUAAAUUUUUUAAAAAUGUGCUACUUUUGCACAAAACGUGCUUUAAAAAAACAGUCGUGUCAUCAUGUUCAAUUUGUUUGUUUCUAAAUCACGUCUUUUCAAAAAGCGACGAGUUAUUUGCUCUGCGCACGCCUUUUUACAAUUUUUAAAACACGCAUGGUACAAUCAUGUAAAACUGCUUAGCAACAACAAAUCAACGAAUGUCAAAAAUCAAAGACUUGUUUGUGUUUGUCGCUGGUUGAAAUUUUGCGGCCUUGUUUGUUGUUGCAGCUGUUGUCGAGUACUCGCACACUGCUCUUACGUUGACAUAUGAUCAAACUGUCCCCCACCCGUUUUUUCCUUUGUGUCUUACUUAAUAAUUUUAGAGAGAAGAUGUUUAGGAAUUAUUUGAAGAAAAAUGUGGCUUAAGUACUACCACUGUUUUGAAUUUUUUGCCUUUUAUUUGCAAUAGUAAUUUGGCUUUCAGAUCGUUAACUCGGAUACGAUCCGCGGUACGUUCAAUCAUCCCUUUGAUUACUUUUUUCGAGUGAUUCUUUUUAAAAUCAUAGAUUUCAAUUCAUAUGUUUGUGCAUUGCUCAAUUUGCUGACUUUCGUUGUUUUGAAAAUGUAACGGGGGAAAAAACAAAAAUUCAACUUUGUUAAUAAUGUUCCCUCAACCCUUUGCAACGAAUCAAAUAUAGGAUAGGGGGGUCGUAUUUAGCACGUAAAGAACCAUGUGUCUACAGUGCUUCGACUGGAGCCUUGUCCUUGUUUUUUUUUCAUCACCCACUCUUAUUAUUAUUAUGGUGAUUUUUCUUUUGCUCUUUUUCAAAAGGAAAAAUAAUCUUUUCAUCUACCUUAUUAUUCUACUUAUAAAAUUUUUUCCCCUUGACUUAGAAAAUAAACUGACAUGCGGCAAUUGA
This is a messenger RNA of Daphnia pulicaria, 3862 nucleotides long. RefSeq names its product signal transducer and activator of transcription 5B-like (gene Stat92E). The transcript has 15 exons. Bases 250 to 2688 code for a protein of 812 amino acids. Gene Ontology annotation, molecular function: DNA-binding transcription factor activity, RNA polymerase II-specific; RNA polymerase II cis-regulatory region sequence-specific DNA binding. Gene Ontology annotation, biological process: regulation of transcription by RNA polymerase II; cell surface receptor signaling pathway via JAK-STAT; regulation of cell population proliferation. Lineage: Eukaryota; Metazoa; Arthropoda; Branchiopoda; Diplostraca; Daphniidae. The record is from RefSeq and is a predicted model, not a curated record.